AUGAAGCAUAUUUCCACAAAACCAGACACCACAGUGCUCGUUGCUGUAGCUUUGCAAGAUCACAUUAUUAGGAAUCUGCGGCUCCAAAACCUUUCAUUGUCUGAGGGUUUUAAAACAAAACCACAGACUAAACUGGGUUGCUACAGGCCCAUAGACAAAAGCACUGUGAAGCCUGUAGUGGAUACAGGAAUAAAAAGGAAAGAAGGAAGAAAGAAAAGGAAAGAAGAUGAGGAAAAAGAGUAUGUUUUGGAUCCAAAACCUUCGGGUCUUACUUUAGCACAGAAAUUGGGUCUCAUUGAUGCACCUAAAGCACUGUUAACAGAUAGUGAAUGGCAGAUGGUGAAGAAGCGAUCAGUACAACAGGGAGAUUCAGCACAACCCUGUGCUAUAUGCAGAGAAGAAUUUGGUAUGCAGGAACAGGUGCUGCUCUCUUGCUCUCAUGUUUUUCAUAGGAUUUGUAUGCAAGCCUUUGAAAAGUUCUCUGGGAGAAAGAGUUGCCCCAUGUGUAGGAAGGAGCAAUACCAGACCAGGGUAAUUCAUGAUGGAGCUCGACUGUACAAGAUAAAAUGUGCUACAAGAAUUCAAGCUCAAUGGCGAGGAUAUAUUGUACGUAAAUGGUACAAGGAGCUGAGACGUACUGUACCUCCAAAAGACAGGAAACUGCGAAGGAGGUUCUAUGAAGACAAGCUACAAGAGAUUAAUGACAGGUUGGUGAGGUCAUGCGAUGUGGAUAUUGAGAAACUCUUUUCUGAAAUUGAUCAGUCAGUAGCUACAAACAGGAGAGUUCUGCAGCAAUUGGAGAGGCGACGUGUUCCCCUUAUAUCGGAAGAAGAGUGGGAGCAAAUACAACUAAAGGCAAUCCUCAGGGAGGUAUUCGAUUGUCCAAUUUGUAUCACUCCUCUGGAUCAUUUUAGAAGCACAACAUGCCAUGAGACUGCUGAUCGGAGAGAGAAUUGUGGUCCGUCCGUGCGGCAAACAGUGCUGCUGUCCUGCUCUCACACCUUCCACUACACUUGCUUGAAAGCCUUUGAGGAUUUUUCUGAGGGAGAAAAGCAUAUUUGCCCAUUAUGCAGAUCGACCUAUGAAAAGAAAAUGUUAUGA
Hemiscyllium ocellatum (epaulette shark) is the source of this 1101-nucleotide messenger RNA. It is a transcript of the gene rnf32, whose product is annotated as ring finger protein 32. The transcript is spliced from 8 exons. The record is from RefSeq and is a predicted model, not a curated record. Gene Ontology annotation, molecular function: protein binding. Lineage: Eukaryota; Metazoa; Chordata; Chondrichthyes; Orectolobiformes; Hemiscylliidae. Bases 1 to 1101 code for a protein of 366 amino acids.